Vitrella brassicaformis is the source of this 819-nucleotide messenger RNA. The record is from the annotation of a GenBank genome assembly. Lineage: Eukaryota; Vitrellaceae.
AUGGGAGACAGUCUCGUAAGUAGAAGUCCGUCAUCCUCCCGCCGCCUCCCCUUCUUCUGGACAGCGCCGCCGCUGACGGGACAGACCCUUGCCCGUCAACGUGCCCCAAAACGUCCAUCCGGCAGGCAUCCCAUGGGUGGACGCCAGAGGCCGACCACUGGUACUUCGACAGAGUCGUGGAAUACGUGGAUGCAAGUUAUCAUUAUUUAUGUCUUUCAGACGGAGAUUGAGCGGCUUCGACGGGACCUCAACCUCACACGCCAAGAGAGGGACGUCUAGAGAAGGUGCGAACCCUGCAUCCGCACUCAAAUGGAUGCGAUGCACAGGGUCUGCGUCCCUAUGUUUUACCUCUGGUUCAGGGAUGUCGACAUUGUGCGUCGAGAGAGGGGCAGGAGACCCGCGAGAGGCUGCAGGCGGAGGAGGCCCGUCGCAUCGAAUGCGACCACGUGGGCACACUCACCACCCCGGAGAGGCAAGCCCUCAUCGUUCGAUGCCAGGAGGAGCAAGCCCGCCUGAUGCAGCUGGUGGUGAGAGCCAGUACGGGCCUCGAUGAGCACGAGGAGCGGGAGAGGGAGCUCGAAGAGCUGUGCCCCGUCUGCUUUGCAAACCCAAGAGAGGCGCCGUGCCGUAGGCCACCGACAGGGGACAAAUGGGAUGGUGGUGUGGGGAUGUUUCUUUGCUGUUUCCUAUCGUUCAGGCUGUGAGCCGCACCAACGGGCGUUGUGCGAUGAGUGCUUGGCCCACGUCCUGCAGGACGCCCAGGAGCACCAGAGGGCUCCCCGCUGCCCUUUUUGCCAGGCUGAGUACGAUGCAGCGUAG